AUGGCCAAUUUCAACUGGGUGUCCCGCAUGCUGGGGUGGGAUAGGCACCCACGCCAUCACCACGACUUCCACUCGGACUGGAUCCGCGACGACCGAAGACGCCUCCUUCCGCAGUAUCGAAGCGAGCAUCUCGAGUCCGCGAUUCCCGCCCCCGAAGUCACAAAGAUUGCCCUCAGGCUCCGACACCUGAUCGAGCUGGCCGUCCCCUGCGAAUUGGACGAAGUGGAGAUCACAAAGGCGCAUAGCAAGAUCAUCACGACAAAGGUCAUCAAGGCCGCCAAAGAAGCUGGCGGCUCGCACUAUGGGUCGUGUGUCGUCUUCUGCUUGAUUGUUUGCAAGAGAUGGUUCAAGCACCAGGCCCUUGCCGAGCUUUGGGACGCCGACCUGCACCGAGUGCGCGCCGUCGCCUGCGAGGUCAUUGCUAAGCAGAUCAUCGAAACCGAAGACGAUCUCCAAUACCUCAUGCACUCGGUCCUCCUCCGCCGAUACUCCGUUGUCGUCGACGGCGAAUCCACUCCACCUGCGAACGCUAUCGAGAAGGCUGUCGAUCUCCAUGCUGUCAGGGUCAUUGGCUCAUCGGGAUACCAGAAAUGUAUUUCCUAUCUGUGGAAGGGUUGGCUAGUUCAGGACGAAAACGACCCCGCCGUAUUCGUCGACUACAAGGACAAAACGAAUCCGUCCUUCCUCGUCCACAUGGAUCCCGACCGCAUCCGUGCUCCCAUGUACCAGAAUGCCACGCAGGUGCUCAUCUCCUUGAUCUACAUUGGUCUCUACACUGCCGUCAUCAACUCGGUCAAUGCCAAGGGUGUGCUUGAUGCGGCUGAGAUCCUGCUGUACAUCUUCACUCUGGGCUUCAUCUGCGAAGAGGUCACCAAGUUCUGGAAGGCCGGCUACCACAUCUUGGGCUUCUGGAAUGCUUUCAAUGGUGUUCUAUACUCCUUCAUCACCCUGUCCCUGAUUCUGCGCAUCAUCGGCCUCACCCACGGCGAGGGCGAACCUGCGCGGAAAAUGUACAGCGAGCUGAGCUAUAACUUCUUAGCCUUCAGCGCGCCCAUGAUCUGGUCUCGCCUCCUGCUGUAUCUUGACAGUUUCCGCUUCUUUGGAGCGAUGCUAGUCGUACUAAAAGUCAUGAUGAAGGAGUCAAUCAUCUUCUUCGCCCUGCUUGCUGUGUUGAUUAUUGGUUUCCUCCAGGCUUUCAUCGGUCUCGACUUGGCAGACGACUUGGUGGCAGAUGACAUAACAUUCAUCAUGUCCGCCAUGGCUAAUGCCGUCAUGCAGAGCCCGGACUUUGACGGAUUCGACAGGUUCUCGCCGCCUUUUGGUAUCAUUCUGUACUAUUGCUUCACGUUCAUCGUCAUGGUCGUCUUGCUCAACAUCCUCAUUGCGUUGUACAACUCUGCAUACGAGGACAUUUACGACAAUGCCAACGACGAGUACCUCGCGCUAUUUGCCCAAAAGACGAUGCAGUUCGUCCGUGCUCCCGAUGAGAAUGUCUACAUUCCACCUUUCAACCUCGUCGAGAUGAUUGUCAUUUCUCUCUUCUGGUGGAUGGAGAAAUCCAAGUUUGAGAAGAUGAGCGACGUCAUCAUGGGAAUUCUCUACUCUCCGGUUCUUGUCGUCGCCGCCGUCUUUGAAACUCGCUCCGCGGCCGACAUCAGGAGCAACCGAGCGAGAGGCGAGGAAGACGACGACACGAUUGAGGAGUGGGAGCAGAUGAUGGACCAGGUCGAUUUCGAGUCUGACGGGUGGAACAAAGUCUGCGCCAGCGCGAAAACCAACCUGGAGCAAGAUCCUACGAUUUACGAGGUGCAGCAGCUACGAAGCGAGGUUGAAGAGCUCAAGAAGAUGCUGGUCGAGAUCUCCAAGGCUGUUUCGGCUGGAACCGCUGGGAACGGUCAGGCUCAGGCUGCGACCAACUUGAUUGAUCUCGGUGAGCCGGCGGAGAGCUCAAGCAAGAAGAAGAAUAAGAAGAAGGGCAAGAAGAGCAAGAAGGAGAAGAAGGCCGGCGAUGGCGCUCCAGCGGCAGCAGCCUCUUCUAGCUCGAGUGAUGAAGAGUGA
This is a messenger RNA of Colletotrichum orchidophilum, 2058 nucleotides long. RefSeq names its product potassium ion channel Yvc1. Lineage: Eukaryota; Fungi; Ascomycota; Sordariomycetes; Glomerellales; Glomerellaceae. The transcript has 4 exons. Bases 1 to 2058 code for a protein of 685 amino acids. The record is from RefSeq and is a predicted model, not a curated record.